AUUCCAUUAUAAGAACUCCAUCAGGAUGAGGUUAAGUAAAUAUUAAUGUUUUGUGUUUUCUUGUUGAAUAAUAUAGCGAUUGAAUAAUGCAAUUAAAAAUGUUACAUAAAAAGGUAUGUGUAUGUAUCAGUUCAGCUGUAGAAAGUAAACAUAUGAUAGCUUUCUACUGCGGGCACAAUAUGGCUAUUUCAAUUAGAUGGGGGAAUAACACCAAUCAGAAAUCGCGAUGCCGAUGUCGCUUCUCUCAUAUAUAGGACUUUAAUCUUUUUAUUAAGUCCAGGCUGCAAUCUGCAACUUCUAGGCAGUUAAGCCUCAAGCGAGUAACAGAGGGAACCAAAGUAUAUGUAUAAAUGAUGGCAAAUACAGCAGAGAAAAAAUCCAAAGUAGAAUUAUUACCAUGCAGCUUCAAAUUUCAUAAUUUUGUUGCCAAAAUUGGUGAUACUAAUAUUAAUUGCCAAAUAAUAAGGAUGGAAGAUUCUUUAUAUCUGUGGAUUGGAGAUUCCGUUAAUGGCAGCAUGGAAGACUUGUCUUUUGCUCUUACAUCAAGUUUCGAGAAACAGCCUAUUGCAACCAAAAUUAUGGGCUCUAUAGCAAAUGCUACAUCCACAAAUAUGGCUAAGAGAUUAAGCAUGAAGUUUGGAAAAGCAAUAUAUGUUAGUUUUAAUAUAACUCCAAACAAUAUAAUAUUACCAGGAAUUGAAAAAAGAAUUCAAGAAGAGUUCAAGACACAUGUAGAUCUAUUGAGUUUUUGACUUCGUUUAUUGAUAAAAACACUUUAAAUAUUCAUUUAAACAUAAUUUUGUAUAAUGUAAUAACUUUUAAUAUUUGUAAUUAAUUUAAAAUGUUAAUGUAUUAUAAAAAUUUUGGAUUCGAAGGAUAAUAUGUUGUCAUCUAUUUAUCAAUUAUUAUAUAUGUGGAAGUAAACUAGAUAAUUUAUUAGUGAAGAAAAAAGAUUAAUUUUUUUAUAUUUAUUCUUUAAAAAUUCAAUGAUUUGAUACAACUUAAUUGUUGAUAUCCGUUAGCAAAUUAGUUUUGAUUUUAUUAAUUUUUCUAAUUAAUAACAAUACCUUAAAUCAAUACGAUUUCUUCAUCAUCGUUAUUUGAUAAUAAAAUUUGAUAAUAAAAAUA
Atta colombica is the source of this 1128-nucleotide messenger RNA. RefSeq names its product proteasome assembly chaperone 4-like. The record is from RefSeq and is a predicted model, not a curated record. The transcript is spliced from 3 exons. Gene Ontology annotation, biological process: proteasome assembly. The coding region runs from base 351 to 752 and encodes 133 amino acids. NCBI's taxonomy places the organism in Eukaryota, Metazoa, Arthropoda, Insecta, Hymenoptera, Formicidae.